GCGUGUUGUCGUGCGCAAUUUCCUGUUUCUCAGCGCCUUGACCAGGUUGUCCAAUUAGGAGAGUUAGUCAACAAAAACUCACCAAGCUUAACAAUUCUCCCGGAUGAGGCGAUACAACAGUCCCCCGCCUCGCUAUGGUGCGAGCUCGUCAGAGACAGAUCCUCUGAUGCGUGACAAGCCUUCUCAUCUCCAUCAAUCCCUCAAGAAUUACAUUCGAACGGCAUUAAUUGCUAUCAUAACUGCUUCAAUUGCGGUCAUCAUCUUCGCAUCAGUAUCUGACCCUUGUAAUAAUCCCUUAGAUCCGGAUGUUCGAGAGCGCAUUCGCAAGGCUUGGAACAUCGAACUUCGCCAGCACGAGAAAGAAGUUCUCGAGCGCAGUGACACCCACAAACGCUGGCGUUUGGAAGAUAAUGACAGGAUUCAUCUCCGCGAACAAUGGGGAACAGAAGUUGAAGAACACAAUCGUGAAAUGGAGAGGCUAAAGCGCGAUGAAAACCGUAGCCGCGAACAGUGGAAAAAAGAAGAAGAUGGCCACGAGCGUGAAGUGGAGGAGAGACGCAAGCACGAAGAAGAAGAACGCUUAAGGUUGAAUAUGUUUUGGACCGACCCGACUUCCCACACGUGCACGACAUACGCCACUCGAGAGUACACUGCCCGACUGGUGAACGUUCCAUCAUACUACAAUCGCCGUGUGGAGGCUUGCAUGGCCACACCGAUAAAGAUCCACGGGACUGAAUACACGCCUAAGUGGUGCGAGGAUCAUGGUCCAAGCAACGUAAUCGGUCAUUGGGAAGUUGACCAACACGAGCCAGAUUGUGCGUCCUACUGGACCUGGUACAAAGAUUUUGGCUGUGUUUCUCCCGGAUCCGGUCAGCGACUUAUUGAACACUACCUUGAAAACAUCCCGUCUGGAGGCGAUUGGAAGGAGUUCUGUGCUACCACUCCUGUAAGCUUCCGUGGGAUGCACUUCACGGGGGCACAGAUCUGCUUCAAAAAUAACGGUGCUACAUGGGGCCACUGGGUUUUUGAUGACGAGAGCUGCAAGUAGCCAAGUCACUAUCAUAACGACUCGUUGUCGGACGACGACGAGAAUGUAGUAAUUUCGAGUGGUGUCAGUCCUAAACCUUUCCAGAGUGUAUUCAGUAUCUUUAGUCUGUUAGGUUUCCUUCUUUUUCUCGAAUACAAGUUACUGCAAAUCAA
This is a messenger RNA of Suillus subalutaceus, 1200 nucleotides long. RefSeq lists its product as uncharacterized. The transcript has 9 exons. NCBI's taxonomy places the organism in Eukaryota, Fungi, Basidiomycota, Agaricomycetes, Boletales, Suillaceae. The coding region runs from base 104 to 1048 and encodes 314 amino acids. The record is from RefSeq and is a predicted model, not a curated record.